AUGGAGGCGGUGUGGCAGAUCCAUGCUAAAGCUGGCGGGGCUGUGCUUCGCCGUGGCCAUCAUCUGCCUGUGCGGCAGCGGCUGCAGGGGGAGUACUGUGUUGCUCCGUUCAGAGUUACUGGUGUGACACGUUUCUCAUCCAUGGCUCAUGUUUGCCAAGAGUCCUGGAGACGAGGACGAGCGGCAGCAUCUUGCGGUAAUCAGGGGUGCUACACCAACACGGGUGGGCAAGCGCAAGGGCAAUGGCGGCGGCUGCUGGCGGAUGGUCCGGGGUCAUACCCGCCACGGUGCACGUCCAAGUGCGGCGACUGCAGCCCGUGCUACCCGGUGCACGUGGCCGUGCCGCCGGGCGUGCCGGUCACCACCGAGUACUACCCGGAGGCGUGGAGGUGCAAGUGCGGCAACCGCCUCUACAUGCCAUGA
Miscanthus lutarioriparius is the source of this 423-nucleotide messenger RNA. The record is from the annotation of a GenBank genome assembly. Lineage: Eukaryota; Viridiplantae; Streptophyta; Magnoliopsida; Poales; Poaceae.